AUGUAAAGAUAUGGGAACUCUUCGGAUAAUCUACCUGGGCUUGAUCACCUUCUUGUUGGCAUUUAUAGCCGAAGGUUACCGCAUUGAAGAAAAGUCAUCAAGCAAGAGUCAUCCUAUGGAAGACAAGAAAGUGUUUUCAUCAAGCAAGAGUCAUCCUAUGGAAGACAAGAAAGUGUUUUCAUCAAGCAAGAGUCAUCCUAUGGAAGACAAGAAAGUGUUUUCAUCAAGCAAGAGUCAUCCUAUGGAAGACAAGAAAGUGUUUUCAUCAAGCAAGAGUCAUCCUAUGGAAGACAAGAAAGUGUUUUCAUCAAGCAAGAGUAAAAAAGUGGAAGACACGAAAAAGAAGACAUCAGGGAAGAAUCAGCUAUUGCAAGACACCAAGAAGUCAUCAGAGAAGAUUAAGCAAUUGCAAGACACCAAGAAGUCAUCAGAGAAGAUUAAGCAAUUGCAAGACACCAAGAAGUCAUCAGAGAAGAUUAAGCAAUUGCAAGACACCAAGAAGUCAUCAGGGAAGAAUCAGCUAUUGCAAGACACCAAGAAGUCAUCAGAAAAGAUUCAGCAAUUGCAAGCCACCGAGAAGUCAUCAGAAAAGAAUCAGCAAUUGCAAGACACCGAGAAGUCAUCAGAAAAGAAUCAGCAAUUGCAAGCCACCGAGAAGUCAUCAGAGAAGAAUCAGCAAUUGCAAGCCACCGAGAAGUCAUCAGAAAAGAAUCAGCAAUUGCAAGACACCGAGAAGUCAUCAGAAAAGAAUCAGCAAUUGCAAGACACCGAAAAUUCAUCAGAAAAGAAUCAGCAAUUGCAAGACACCGAGAAGUCAUCAGAAAAGAAUCAGCAAUUGCAAGCCACCGAGAAGUCAUCAGAGAAGAAUCAACACGUGGAUCAAGGCAAAAACCGAUGGAACAAGCGCGCAGCAAGCAAUUGGGAUCAUACUUGUUACUCUUUCCCAAGUUUCGUAAUAGAAAGACAGCAAAACACUAAAAUGUGUCUCUUUUGGUCUAAAACCGUUAAAACAUUCCCCAACGCCAGAGCAGAUUGUCAAGCUCGUGGGGCGAGACUUGGAGUCUUCAAAGGUCUUGAGAAAAUUACUAUUUUAGCUAGGCAAGGGAUCAGUAUGAAAAGAAACAUUUGGAUUGGUCUAGAUGACAUUAAAAAGGAGGGUACUUUUGUCUGGCAUGACGGAAGUAUUCUUCCCGUCUCGGAGUACCGCUACUUGUACUUUGACUUUAGCCAGCCAGAUAAUGCUCCCGGUGGUCAAGACUGCAUCUACUUCUGGACUCUGCUACGCUAUUUGGACGAUAAUUAUUGCAGUAAAUUUUUAUAUUACGUAUGCGAGAAAGUAAUAAACAUCAAAUAGA
Messenger RNA from Biomphalaria glabrata, 1355 nucleotides. RefSeq names its product C-type lectin domain family 4 member M-like. The transcript is spliced from 4 exons. The record is from RefSeq and is a predicted model, not a curated record. The coding region runs from base 11 to 1354 and encodes 447 amino acids. Lineage: Eukaryota; Metazoa; Mollusca; Gastropoda; Planorbidae.